AUCACUAUCAUCAUCAACAUCGUCACAUGCCCCUUCACAGUUCUGCUGAACGUGCUAAUGAUAAUAGCCCUGAAAACGAGACCUUCAGUCCGAACCAACAGCAACAUCCUACUGGCCUGUCUAGCCGUGACUGUGUGCUUGGCCAGCCAUCGUAUAUCCUGUGGAAGGUAUUCCAAUUAUUAGGUCUUUGUAGCAGCAAAAAGUUUUCAUAUUUUUACUUUGACUUUAUGAUUGUAUUCUCCACUGCUUCAUCCGUUCAUCUGAGGUUGAUUACUUUCCAAAGGCUCAUAGCGAUCAAAUUUACUAUGCAAUACUCAAACAAAAUAGCUAAUAACAACCUAAAGGUAGCAGUGGCAGCAAUUUGGGUCAAUGCAUUC
Messenger RNA from Pocillopora meandrina, 377 nucleotides. NCBI's taxonomy places the organism in Eukaryota, Metazoa, Cnidaria, Anthozoa, Scleractinia, Pocilloporidae. The record is from the annotation of a GenBank genome assembly.